AUGGUUCACGCCGGAAAUGUAGAAGGUUUUGUACCAAAUUCGUUGUUAACAUACAGAGCAGAGAUCAAAUCCGGAGACUACCAUGACAACAUGAACACAGAAAAUUAUCUAAAGUGGUUAAAGGAGAAACUAAUACCAAAUCUCCCAAAUGAUGCCGUUAUAGUUUUAGACAAUGCAGCCUAUGAUUACUCUACUUCGGAAAUACCAACAUCUAAAUCCAAUAAAUUAGACACGCAGACUUGCCUGAACGCAAAUAAUAUCUAUUUUGAACCAAGCUUCUAA
Molecule: messenger RNA, 282 nt
Organism: Parnassius mnemosyne (clouded apollo)
Lineage: Eukaryota; Metazoa; Arthropoda; Insecta; Lepidoptera; Papilionidae
Source: the annotation of a GenBank genome assembly